AUAGAUAUAUUAUAUAUCUAUGCGUGCGAUCUGCGCCGUUUCUAUAAACGACGCUUUGAACGUAGCCUAACCGCAGCGUGAUAUAGAUACAACUCGUACAACAUACAACUUCUUGGCGUCGCCUGAAUUGCUUGGAAUUGCUUACUAUAUCCGUUACAAUGGUUGUUUGUUCUCUAACACAAGAUGUUCUUAAUCAUCUGCGUGCAAAGUUUUAUGCCGACGACCGUAACGUGUUAGCGCAAAAUGUCUGCACGAAAAUGAAUCCUAUUGAAGCCUGCUCCUCGAGGAAGAUUUUAGAGGAGACCAGUCAUGUUUUCACUGAUAAGAUCGAGAUUGAAGGCAAACCUGUAACUAAUCAGAAAAAUUCUGGAAGAUGCUGGUUGUUUGCUAUCUUAAAUGUCAUGAGGACUAGCUUCAUGAAAGAAUAUAAUUUAGAUGAGUUUGAGUUUAGCCAGGCUUACUUGUUUUUCUGGGAUAAAGUAGAACGUUGCAAUUAUUUUUUGCAUAAUAUCGUGAACACUGCAAAACGCGGCGAACCGGUUGAAGGCCGUUUAGUUAACUUUUUAUUGACCGAUCCGACUUCCGAUGGCGGCCAAUGGGAUAUGAUUGUAAACCUGAUAACUAAAUACGGUGUUGUACCAAAAUCAUGUUUCCCAGAAUCGUACAGUUGCGAAGCCAGUGUUCGCAUGAAUAGUUUGUUGAAGAGUAAACUAAGAGAGUAUGCUAAAGCUCUGCGAAACAUGAUUGAGAAUGGUGCUUCUGAUGAGGAAUUGAAGACGCGAAUAAGCGAGCAGAUGACUGUGAUUUACCGAAUAAUCGGCAUUUGUUUGGGUAUACCCUCUGAGAAGAUUGUAUGGGAAUACUACGAUAAAUCGAAGAAUUACAAUCGUAUAGGACCCAUUACUCCAUUGGAGUUUUAUGAGAUCUAUGUGAAACUACAUUACAACGUGGACGAUAAAAUAUGCUUGGUGACCGAUCCCCGGCCGGGUAAUCCUUACGGGAAAUUAUAUACCGUGGAUUGUUUGGGAAAUGUUGUAGAUGGAAAAACUACUCGCUACAAUAAUCAACCAGUUGAAUUGCUGAUGAAACUAUGUGCACAGAGUAUUCAAGAUAACGAGCCCGUUUGGUUUGGUUGCGAUGUUAACAAAAGAUUAAUAGAUAAGCAUGGUAUCCAUGAUUUAAAAACUUAUAACUUUGAGCUGAUGUUUGGCACGGAUAUUCAUCUUGGACUUUCUAAGGCUGAUAGACUGCUUUAUGGUGAUUCCAUGAUGGUGCAUGCAAUGAUUUUUACAGCUGUUUCAAUAGAUCUUCAAAAUGGUAAGAUAAAGAAGUUUCGGAUAGAAAAUUCAUGGGGUGAGGAUCAUGGGCAAAAAGGUUAUCAGGUCGUAUCCCCUGAAUGGUUCAGCGAAUUCGUCUUUGAGGCGGUUGUAGAUAAAAAAUACGUACCUGAGGACGUGCUUGCUGUAUUUAAUCAGGAACCUAUCGUUUUACCUGCCUGGGAUCCCAUGGGCACACUCGCUCAUUGAUGUUAAAGUAGAUUUAAUUAAAUGCAGUGGUAAGCUGUUUUAAUUUACAGAUGAAAGAUUUGAGGCAUAAUAUGAAGAAUGAAAUAUUUAAUAAAAAUUCGAUACAGCGAGUGUACAAAAUAUAGAUAUUUUAUACCUUACAAGAGAAUGUAGUAGUAUUGAUAAGUGGCUUCGUCAUUUAUAUGAAUUUCAAGUCUAUCUCUUCUUUAUUACAUAUAUGAAGGCAUUGUUUAGGUCAAUUAUCAAGACUGAAUGCAUGAGUUACCAUAUUUGAAAUUAUGAAUUAUAAAUGGUUAUUAUUUUUUUUUACACGUGCAUAAAACUGCAGUUUCUAAUCAUUCGUGUAACAUUUGCUAAAUCAUUCCAAUAUUUCUUUUUUAAUGCGAUAAACUACAUCAACCUCUCAAAACCAAAAAUAAAUAUUCAAACCAAACAAUUUUAUAUAUUAUAUUACAUACUUACAAGUUGAAGAAUUUUCGUUAUCUAAGUAAGUGCAGCAAUGUAUGAUGUAAUAUAGAGGAAUUUGUACCUCUGUAUAUGUUAAUUUUUAAAUUACAUGCACAUAUUACAACAUAAAGCAAUAGAUGAAUUAUAAAUAUAUAUGCGCGUGUAUGUAUAAAUAGAUAUGUCAAAUUUAUAAUAAAUACUUGCCAAUGAUUGAUGCAAAUGUUUGCUCAA
Formica exsecta is the source of this 2204-nucleotide messenger RNA. Its product is annotated as bleomycin hydrolase. Gene Ontology annotation, molecular function: cysteine-type aminopeptidase activity. Gene Ontology annotation, cellular component: cytoplasm. The coding region runs from base 159 to 1526 and encodes 455 amino acids. The record is from RefSeq and is a predicted model, not a curated record. The transcript has 4 exons. Lineage: Eukaryota; Metazoa; Arthropoda; Insecta; Hymenoptera; Formicidae. Gene Ontology annotation, biological process: proteolysis; response to toxic substance; L-homocysteine catabolic process.